Messenger RNA from Podarcis raffonei (Aeolian wall lizard), 2172 nucleotides. It is a transcript of the gene ASAH1, whose product is annotated as N-acylsphingosine amidohydrolase 1. Lineage: Eukaryota; Metazoa; Chordata; Lepidosauria; Squamata; Lacertidae. The coding region runs from base 82 to 1260 and encodes 392 amino acids. The transcript has 14 exons. Gene Ontology annotation, molecular function: N-acylsphingosine amidohydrolase activity; fatty acid amide hydrolase activity. The record is from RefSeq and is a predicted model, not a curated record. Gene Ontology annotation, biological process: fatty acid metabolic process. Gene Ontology annotation, cellular component: lysosome.
UUCUUCAUCUUCCUCGGCGCCUCAGAGCGAAGGUCCCACACGGCAGGGAGAAGCUCUGCGUGCCAAGUCGAGAGCAGGGAGAUGCAGGCGCCGGGGGUUUUCGUUGUCGUCGCCGCCGUCGUUUUGGGGGCUGCUGUGGCCAAGGACCCGUAUGGUGAAGAAUGCAAAACACUAGCAUAUCCUCCCUCAGGACCAACGUACAAAGGAAAGAUUCCCACCUACAUCAUAAAUCUUGACUUGCCACCAAGUGAGAGAUGGGUCCAGUUGGCACGUGACAAAGAUGCAGAGCUGAAGGAUGUCCUUAAGAUUGUGAAAGAUAUUUUAAUCACAUUCCUUCAUAGUGGAAAAGCCGUAGCAUCACUGGAAUCUAAAUUGGCUUGGUUAGGUUCCACCCUUCCCUAUCCUUUCAAUGAUGAGAUCAAAGGCAUUGCUUCUGCAAUUGAUGCUCCUUUAGGUGACAUUGUUCUGUUCAAUGUCUUCUAUGAAAUCUUCACAGUGUGCACUUCAAUAGUAGCAGAAGACCCCACAGGAAAGCUGUACCAUGCCAGAAAUCUUGAUUUUGGAUUGUUUCUUGGGUGGGACGUGAAUGCUAGUUCUUGGAGGACAACGCAGAAACUGAAGCCGCUCAUGGUGUCACUGGAUUUUCAAAGAAACAAUAAAACAGUGUUCAGGUCUGCAAAUUUUGCAGGCUACGUGGGAAUGUUUUCUGGAUUGAGGCCAGGCAUUUUUACUCUAACCAUGAAUGAGCGGUUCAGUCUUGAUGGAGGUUACAUUGGAGUCUUUGAGUGGCUCCUUGGCCAGAGAAACGGUUGGUGGAUGAGCUUUCUCACCAGAUCUGUGUUGGAAAACAGUACAAGUUACGAAGAAGCAAAGGACAGACUGGCUCAUUCAAAGCUUCUGGCUCCAGCUUACUUCAUACUAGGGGGAAACAAAUCCGGCGAGGGAUGUGUCAUUACACGUUCCCGUGUUGCAGUGUUGGAUAUCUGGGACUUGGACACAGAAAAUGGCGUCUGGUAUGUAGUGGAAACCAAUUAUGACCACUGGAAGCCUCCACCCUUUCUGGAUGACCGGAGAAGCCCUGCAAGGAGCUGUUUGAACCAAACAAAGCAAGAGAACAUCUCAUUGCCAGCUCUGUACAACAUUCUCUCCACGAAGCCCAUUCUCAAUAAGCUGACUGUGUCUACAACGCUGCUCGAGGUUUCUGAAGGCCAUAUGGAGACUUACCUGAGGGAGUGUCCGGACCCCUGUAGUCCCUGGUGAGGACUCAGGUGGCUUAUGAAAUGGAUGCUCUCCGGGCAGGAAAAGACAGAGGCUGUACUUCAUCCAAGACUCCCCUUCACUUGCAGCGUGUCUUAUGAGAUGAUGAUUUUCUAAGCCUGGCAGUUAUGCAAUGGUUUGCCAGUGUAAACCGUACCCCUUGGAUUUAACAUACUCUUAAGGUGCACUUCCUAUGAAUUGAAACUUAAACAGUGGGCUUUUUGGAUCCCUAUUUCCUUACACGCUGCUUCAGCCCGUCAAUGUUUAGGAAAUGUCUUGCAGUGCAAUCCCUGGGCAUGAUUUCCUCCGAAGUUUAGUCUCUCAGGCUUGGUCCCGGAGAUCUGUUGUAGGCUUAGAAAUGGCAUUGUACAAACUCCCUUCAGGUGGAGGGUUGCUGUCAGUCUUUUAAAAGAAAGCCCAGUGUUUGGCCUUGAGAUCCGACUGCCAGCUGCCUCUGCGCCACAGUUUCCCAGUUCUGAAGAAAUAUUGUGGGGCUCUUGGCCUCCCCAGUUCCAUCUCUUCCAAACUGGGAGCAGGGGUCAUUUCCUACAGCAUGGCAAUCUCCUCCAGCCUUCGAGGGCUAUCUUGGCUCCUUCCUGUGGAGAUUUCUCCCCCCACCCUUUUCUUUUUUAAGAGCUGGGAAGGGAGAGCAGCGCUAACCUUACAAAACUCUUUCCUUAAGUUAACAAACAGAUGGCCAGGCUGCCUCUCCUGUUCUCUUAAAGAGCGAGGUGGUAGCAUUAGCGGCAGGUUUAAGCAUGGGAGACUUCUUAGCUGGGCUAAUACGAAUUGUGCUGCUUUCAGUGCAAGCAGGCAGGUUUUAAAUUGCUGCUUUUUAAUGAGCAUAAUUGGCUAACCUGGGGAAUGAGUAGUGGUUUGGGGCAGGGCUUUUUUUUUUUUUGCCGGAACUCAGUU